UACCAUCUAAUUGAAGUUGGUGCAUAAUUUGGACUUCAUUUGAUGUAGUUUUUGCAUGCUGUACCAUGUUUAAUUAAUUCCCAUUGAUCUACUAGUCCAAAUGAUUUGAAAUUUAAUAUGUGGCUUGUUGAAUGCCUUCUGGUUAGGAUAGAAUUUUUGUGGAUUUUUUGGAUCCUUUUUGACAUGUGGUUGGAUAUGAUCUUGCUGGUUGUUUGUAUGAGACUCAACAUUGCUUCAUUUGCCUUCUAGGUUGCAUAAUUUAAAAUAGGAACAUAGUUUGAAUAUGGGACCAAUUGGGAUCCCUUUGUAUUUGAUAUUACUUGGUUUUCAUCAUGAAUUGGCUGCUGUUUUAGGAUUUUUCCAUCUUUUUGACCCUAGGCUAGUCCUAGUGGUCAUAGUACUUACCUUUGAGUGUGAUUGUACCUUUUCAGGUUAAAGAUAAUGAUUAAGGAGAUUUGCUCCACAUUAUGGAUUGUGUUACUUGACACAUAUGACUAAUGUAUUUGUUUUGUAGGAUGUUGGUUCAUGUGAGCCUUGUGCUAUGCACCUCAUUAUGUGUAUAAUUGUACUUGGUUAAUUGAUCAUUAUAUUGUUGUCUGUUUGUGAAAGUAGAUGCUGAUUCUGUUUGACUUUUGUACAGGUACCUUUAGUUGCUCAAUUCCUUGCGAACUUUUGCUUUGCGUUGCUUAAGCAACUUGCAUUGAGGAAUGAUGAAUUCGUCCAACGCUGACAUUCUCGAGCUGAAAAAGAGGAUGGGAGAACUGAUCAGUGUCAUGCAAGAGUUCGCCUUGGAGCAAAAGGUAAUUGCCGAAAAGGUGAGGAGGAUUGAAGACUGGCUGAAGAUGGGGAACAUGCAAGGAAACACUUCGUUGUCUGGACCGAAGAAAUCCUUUGGUAAUGACCAGUGCAAGGAUGAGGGUGACUCGAGUGUUGUGUACGCCCAGAGAGGACACGGUAGAGGUCGUUACUACCAGCACACUGCUGCAGUAACCAUCCCUGCUGGUAAUCAGUCAAUCCGGCAGCAACCUCAGCCAACUCCACAGAAGAGACAGGGAGCUGGGAAUCAGGUGAAAGGAAAAGGGGUUGAUCGUCAUUUUGACAAGCCACCCAUGCCAUAUGCUGCUCUGUUUAAAAAGUUGAUGGAUCUGGGGAUGGUUCAGCCAAGGACGUUAGCUCCAUUGAGAGCAGAUCAGUGGCCACCAAACUAUAAUGAGAACGCCAGGUGUGAAUUUCAUUCUGGUACGCAGGGGCAUGACAUUGAGGGUUGUAGAGCCUUUAAGCAUACUGUUCAAGACCUGCUGGAGUCCAAGGCCCUCCAUUUUUCACUAUUGACAGAUGUUAAUGCUAAUCCCAUACCGGCGCAUGGUCAGGUGAUGGGGAAUGCAAUUACUGAAGAUUCAAAUUACACCCGGGCAGUGGGUAAAGAAACUAACAGUGACUGGGGAAUUGAUCAGUGGAUAAAAUCGUGCGUGCCAGGGAGCUGGAAGGCCUAAAAGAUCAACACUGUUACUCGUCUGGAAGAGUAUUAUUUCUUGUUUUCAGUUUAUUUGCAUGAAAGCCAUACGUGUUGCCCGACACGCAAUGGUCCAUUGUA
Messenger RNA from Lathyrus oleraceus (garden pea), 1594 nucleotides. RefSeq lists its product as uncharacterized. The transcript has 2 exons. The record is from RefSeq and is a predicted model, not a curated record. Bases 708 to 1493 code for a protein of 261 amino acids. NCBI's taxonomy places the organism in Eukaryota, Viridiplantae, Streptophyta, Magnoliopsida, Fabales, Fabaceae.